AUGUCAAGCUAUCUUGCAGAACUUAGGCACCGGUCUGAAGCAGAGUUUCUUGAAUUUCGUCAACGGAUUAAGGACUCGAUCAGGCAAAAGACGCAAAACGUAAACGAUAUUGCUCCAACCUCAUCAGACUCAAAUCCAAGAAAAAGAAAACUACACGAGUUUGGUUCUUUCUUUGGCCCUUCUCAACCUGGUAUCGCUUCAAGAGUUUUGCAAGAAAGCAAACCACUUUUAAAAGACGAGCUUCUUGCCACUAAAGUACUUGGCCCGAUCCAAACUGUAAGUCUCCAUCACAUUUAUUACAUUGCAACCUUGAAAAGAAAAGCUAAGAAGCUUAAAGAAUCAAGAGACUACUCUUUCCUUUUAUCUGAUGAUGCCGAGCUUCCUGUUCCCAUAAUGGAACCACCUUAUUCUCUUAAAGCACCUGUUCCUAACUCUAGACCAAGUUCCAGAGGAGGCCAAUCAAGACCGGAUUCUUCAGGCAUCCGAGUGUGUUCAAGACCAGACUCAUCUAUUAAAGGUCAACCACAAACAAAGCCUUGUUCUGCAAAACUAGCUCCUGCAAGAAAAUCUGAACCAGUGGACAACAAAAAGAAGCUAACUCAAAAGCCACAUUCUUCAUCAAAGUCAUUGACAUCUGAUCUUAACCAACAAAGGGUGGAACAGAGGAAAGUUUCCAGCGAAAACAAAAUGUCUUCACAAAUGGUUCCAAGACAACAAGCACUGUCUUCUUUGAAACACCACACGAUGGUUAGCAAACCACCAUUGAAGCAAGCUCAUCAACUGAAGAAGAAGAAGAAGGUGUCAGAAGAAGAUGAAGAGGCCUUGAGAAUGGUUAGAGAGAUGUGCAAGACUGAUCGUUUCGCCGGGCGUGAUUUAGAUUAUGAUGAUAGAGGCAUGGAAGCUAGCAUAGAAGAUAUCAUCAAGGAAGAGAAACGAAGCGAGAAACUUGCGAAGAAAGAAGACUUGGAACAACUUCGGUUGAUAGAAGAAGAGGAAAGGCGAGAAAGAGUAUUGAGAAAGGAGAAGAGACGGAAACUCAGCCAUUAA
Eruca vesicaria subsp. sativa (arugula) is the source of this 1047-nucleotide messenger RNA. The record is from the annotation of a GenBank genome assembly. NCBI's taxonomy places the organism in Eukaryota, Viridiplantae, Streptophyta, Magnoliopsida, Brassicales, Brassicaceae.